UUAUCAGAGAGACCCUGAACAACUGACAGAGAGCGUCAAACCAUGACCUUACAGCUGAGAACCAAAGCUCGACUCUUUGACCUGCACUGCUCUGUGGGCCUGACGGACUGGGACAUGGACAAGGAGCUGAAACUGGCGACGACCACAGACCAGUUUUACCACGAUGACAAACUGAAUGAUCAAUAUGUGGUCCAGAGGCCUUCUGUGAGAGCCUCAAGAAGAAAAGAUGACUUCAUUUGGUACGAUAAAACGUCAGACACGUUUGUGAAGCCAAACCUGUGGCUGCUGGUGAAUCCCAACAUCGCCUGCCCGAUCCAGUACGGAGAAAACGCAGCAGAUCUGCAGAGUCUCUCUGAACCUGCUGAGGAAAACCAAACAGCCCUGCUGGACCCUGAGGAGACGCAGCGUCAACUCGCCACAAAGCUCCACGCGUUCGCCUCCCAUGAUGCUCCUCUCCAGGAGGAACUGCUGCACUCGGUCUCCUCCUCCGCUCAGUACAUGCUCAAGACAGAUGACAUCUCCUGUCGACCAGCCAAGAACAGACGCAAGGGAAGGACCACGACGUCCCGGGACAAUAAGACCCUGAAGCCCGGAUGCUGGCCUCGUCCACCAGUGAACUACUGCAUCCUCAUCGCUUUGGCGCUCAAGAACAGCCUUACUGGGAGCCUCAAGGUCCAGCAGAUUUACCACUUCACCAGGGAGAACUUCCCCUUCUUUCAGACGGCUCCAGACGGCUGGAAGAACACCAUCCGGCACAACCUGUGCUUCAACAGCAGCUUCCGCAAAACCUGCAACCAGCUGUGCAGAGAUGGCAAGAGGAAGUCGUGCUUUUGGCACCUGACUCCCGAUGGCCAACGCCGCCUAAAGGACGAGAUCCGAACCCUGUCUGGAGAAACCUUUAAGCAGCUGGAGAGGAGCAUGUCCCACCCAGAUGUCAUACGGACUCUGCUUGCACUGUGACUGCAGUUGGAAAAGCUCUCAGAGUUUAAAGCGAUGCACAAUAAAACACAAUGUGUAAAAAGUU
Scatophagus argus is the source of this 1024-nucleotide messenger RNA. It is a transcript of the gene foxr1, whose product is annotated as forkhead box R1. The coding region runs from base 43 to 960 and encodes 305 amino acids. Gene Ontology annotation, biological process: regulation of DNA-templated transcription. The record is from RefSeq and is a predicted model, not a curated record. The transcript is spliced from 7 exons. Gene Ontology annotation, molecular function: sequence-specific double-stranded DNA binding; DNA-binding transcription factor activity. Gene Ontology annotation, cellular component: nucleus. NCBI's taxonomy places the organism in Eukaryota, Metazoa, Chordata, Actinopteri, Scatophagidae.